GGCGCUUGUACUCUGGCAGUGGUACAAUCAAGAUGGCUUGCGAUUUGUGCAUCAAGUCGAUGAUGAUUGGUGACUCAGGUGUUGGCAAAACGGCCUUGGUGGUGAAGUUUGUGGAGGAUGGCUUCAAGAACGACAAGACCACCACCAUCGGGGUUGACUACAAGGACAAAAUCCUGUGGAUGAGAGGCAAGAAGGUGAAGCUGCAAAUCUGGGACACUGCAGGUCAAGAGCGGUUUCAAACCAUCACUCAGCAAUACUAUCGAAGCGCCAUGGGCAUCCUGAUGGUGUAUGAUAUGACUGACGAGGCAUCCUUCCGAAACAUUGUUCGCUGGAACGAGCAGAUUUCCAAGCACGGAGACAAGGAUGUCCAGCGCGUUCUGGUGGGCAACAAGGCCGACGCUGAGAAGAUUGUGGUGACCCGGGAGCAAGGACAGGCGCUGGCUGAAGAGUACGGCAUCCCCUUCUUCGAAACGAGUGCCUGGUUUGGCGACAACGUGAAUGAGGCAUUCCUGAAGUUGGCGGAGAUGGUCAUCAAGCAGCGUCGCCGGGAGGAUGAGCCCUACUACCCAGACACCCUCCGGCUGAGGAAGGACGAGCCGUGCAAGAGCAGGGCCUGCUGCGUUCGCGAAUGAAUUGUUAGGUGCGCUGACAGGCGCUCAUGUGCGUUCUGAGCGUCAUUUGUGCUGUCACGACAUGGCCACAAAUAAAGUGGCUUUGUUUUGGCAGAAGUGAGUGCUUGUGGGCUACACUGCGUAAUUAACGAAUGCCGAUGCCAGCAAAGGCUAGGGGAAGGCAGUUCCUGCUUUGGUGAAGCUUGUUCCUGUCCCUAUUUCGCCAAUGUAGGAGUGCUUUAAACGCGUCGUGGCAGCAUGAAGCCCUU
Molecule: messenger RNA, 880 nt
Organism: Effrenium voratum
Lineage: Eukaryota; Dinophyceae; Suessiales; Symbiodiniaceae
Source: the annotation of a GenBank genome assembly